UUUGUGAAACCUAUCAAAAUGGCAUAUGAAACCGUAAAGGUACGUAUGAAUCGGAGCAAUGCAUCGAUUCCGUGGGGAUUUUCAUUGCGCAGCACAACGUCUGGAGUGUUGACCGUUGCUUCGGUUGAUAAAGAAAGCCUUGCUCAUAAGGCUGGCAUCGAAGCGAAUGACACUGUCACAGAACUGGCAGGUCGUAAUGUAAAUGGAAUGCCUCUGCAUGAGGCUAACAAUAUAAUCGGACGACCAUCCGACGAAAUGAAUAUAAUCUUGAAAAGGUAUUCAUAUAUCACUUCACAUCCCACAUUACCGUGGAAUCUCACUGAGCAAGACAAUAAAAUUGUUGUUGAUCAAGUACACCCUUCAAAGCAACAAACGUUCACCAGCAGCAGCAGCAACACUUCGGGCUAUAAAUCAAUCCAGGAUCGAAAAUCCGAGCGAAGCGUACCCAUAGGCUAUCAACCAGCUCCAUUCACAAAUGUCACAAAUACAGAUGCAUUAAGCACCAAUCGACAGUCAAAAGAAGGCUUCUAUGAUUCAUAUUCAACGGAAAGUUACACCAAGAAAGUAGCUCAAGAAGAAUCGCGUAGUAGCAGUGGCGCUGGUCGAUUCGGAGCUCAAGGACAGCAGCCACAAGGAAUGUCUGGAACAACUCAUAAUGUACCAAUAGCUCUCGAUUACACGACAACACAGUCGUCAAAUUACAAUAUUGGGGGUCACACGACCGGUGGGACUGUUAUUCAUACGAAACCCCUCCAACAUACAUACACAACUCCCGAGCAUCCAGCCUCUGCUCCAGCACCUGCACCAUUUUCGAGCGGUGGCCCUGCUGCCGCUCCUAGGAGCAGCCAUAUGAUCCCGGUUCACAUCAAUACCGGCGGCUAUACGAGCCCACCAGUAGCUGCCGGUGGCCAAAAGUCACCUUUCUCUCCGUAUCGUCACCAAACUGGUAGUCAGCAACAGGACUAUCGCGCUCGCAGUGAAGCCUCCUACUAUGAAGAAGGUCCUCGCGUUCCUUUCUACCAUUCUCCACGCACUCGCCGUGAGCUAUCGCCGAGCGCCUCUAUUCCACACUUGUACGCUCAUUCACGUGAAACUCCUGCCGAACAAUACCUCCGUCAAACUGGCGGUCUUUUCGGCACCGAUCCAAAUUUGUUCAAGACAAAGGUGACACCAUAUUUAACAUCUGAGACACGUCGAAUGAUCGAAGAGGAAGAACGAUACAGUGACGGUGCUCCUCAUGCCUACCACCAUAGUGCUUCUCCACCUGCGCAGAGUGCGAGCUUUAAAAGAAUCUCUCGAGCGUGUGGCACUCCAGUUGAUUGA
Molecule: messenger RNA, 1323 nt
Organism: Anisakis simplex (herring worm)
Lineage: Eukaryota; Metazoa; Nematoda; Chromadorea; Rhabditida; Anisakidae
Source: the annotation of a GenBank genome assembly